AUGUAUAUACUAUUGGCCGUAUGUUCCAUUCACGGAAUCCAAAGGUAUACUGAUGAAAAGCUAACUACGCAAGCUGGUCUAUAUUUCGAAAAUCAAGGUCCGCUGAAAAUAAUGACGACGCAGUGGAACAUAAUAGCGUCCUUUGAUAUAUCACAUUUUUACGAAAGGAAAAAUGUGAUAGACUCAUAUUUAGAUGCAACUAAUAAAUUAUGUAUAUUUUUAAAAGAGCGGAAUAUCACCCAAACUAAUUGCGAAGUUAUCUUAUCAUUAGCUAAAUACGUCGCGUAUCUCGCGGACGGAAAAAAAAAUGUAAUAUACGAGUCUAUAGGUCAUUCACAUAAAAAAAGGAGGGGUUUCCCGUUUAAAGCAAUAACCAAGGCAGCUCAGAUUCUGUUUGGGUUAUGUGAUCAAUUCUGCGUUUUGCAUCACAACGCGAAUGUAAAAAAAUUGAUAGAUGCGAAUACCUCAGAGAUAAACGACAUAGGGAAACAAUUGAGGGUUAUCAAACUUCAGGACGAACAUGAUAAGGGACCCGACGUUCUAAUUGAUUUAGGCGAUGCAAUAAAACAGCUGACAAAUAUGACGAACGAACUCAACAUGAAAAGCUAUCUAGCUUAUCAUUUUUUUCCAGACGAGCCUCGUCUUACAAUUAUAUUUAUCUGA
Messenger RNA from Macrosiphum euphorbiae (potato aphid), 663 nucleotides. Lineage: Eukaryota; Metazoa; Arthropoda; Insecta; Hemiptera; Aphididae. The record is from the annotation of a GenBank genome assembly.